GCUUAAAAUUUAUCACAUGUUGAAAGUGUAGGCAGGUUAUUUUUGAUAUUUUUGAUGAUCAACAAAAUAGAUAUAUAUGAAAGUAAAAAUUAAUUUUAAAAGUUUUUAAAUAAAAUAAAUAUAAGAAUGUUAUUAAUAAAAAUUCAUUCUCGCUCGUGUGUUAAAUACUCGCCGGUAGUGACAUGUAUCAGAAAUUCUCAAAGCGAUACAUCAAAUGUUGCCGACUCUGUUAAAAGUCCAGUAUACCCUCCAAUUUUAGACAUAUCAGUGGUACCGAGAUGGCAAAGAAAACUCGAACUUUGGCACGAGCAAGUAAAACAACUUCCGACUCCAGAGGAAAAAUUAAUAAAAGUUAAUAUGCCGCGUUACUGGGGAUUCAAAUGUCUUAUGGUUCAUGAAGGCAGUGUUUAUUACAACGAGUUACCUCAAGCUCAAUAUAUCACUCGUACGCACAUAAUUGAUAAUUCAUCCCUGCCUUCAUAUUAUGAUAAUUUAAUGUCACCUGAAAAAUUAAACAGUUUGACAGAAAAUCUUAAGCAAUUAAUUGAAGACGGCGUAGCGUUUGAAUUCAGAAACCAAAAUCAAUCUCCAGGACAACAGACGAAAGACACUCCUGAUAAGCCGGAUGAACUUGAUGAUAUUGUAGGAAGUGCUGUAUCCAAACAAGUUAAUCGAUUAAUGUUAUCAGCAUUAGCUAAAGAUUAUCCGCAUUUAAUGGGGAUUGAAAUAGAUUAUGAUCCUAGAAUAGAAGCGGGUUGGUUUUUUGGUGGGAUUAAUAUGACCAGAGAAACAAGAAUAUCGUUGCUGAAAAAUAAACUUGAAGAAGCGUUAAAUGAACCCAUAGAUAGAGAAUUUCAAUAUUUAGGAUCACCGAUAUUUCAACUUAGACAUCAACAUCCAUUAAAAGAAAUAUUAACUAUGGCUGAGUGUGAAAACCCAGAGUUUGAAGUUCCAGUAGUUAAACUUGAUCCAAGAACAUUUGGACAUUAUAUUAAACGACGUCAUCUCACGACUUUACCUGGGUUUUGGCCUGGAGAUCCGAGUGAAUUUGGUUUUAUGUCUUAUCAUAAACGUGGAUAUUUACUAAGAAGACCCAAAGAUUUAAAUGAUGAAAUAGAUGUACUUAAAACACAAGCUGUUUUCAGUAACUAUGCGUGGCUUUUAUCUCAAGCUUGUCAUUUAGGAUUUUCAACUUUCAAUGAUAUCACUUAUCCGUUAGUUAAUCAAAUGAUUAUAACUAAUGGUCAGUACUGGUCAUUUUGUGUUUACCAAUUAAAUACGACGGCUGUCAAUCAACGGAAUGCUGAUGAAAAUCCGAAAAGAAAUCUGUGUUGGAUCACUGAACCGAUCAAGUUGUACGAAAAGGUGGAAAACAAUAAAUUAAUUGGAUUCAACGAUGAAGUUAUCAAAAAUUUGAUUAAAUUUUAUGUAAAUACUCCUGAAGAGAGAGUCGGUGUUGACAUGAAACCCUAUUUGGGUAAAGAAGAACAACGAGUCGCAGACAUACAGGAUAAGGAAAAAAGAAUUUGGCUUGAAAAAAGAUACAAACAUUUAAUGUCAGCAAGACCUAGGCACUUACGGAUGCCUGAAUUAUACCACUGGCAGAAAAUUUAUAAGUUUAUAUUCAAUACCCGACCUUUGGAUAAAAGACGUACCCCUUGGGAUUAUGGAAUCAAUCCGUAUUUACGUAGAUUGGAUAAUCAUUGUCCUGAUUAUAUACCAAAAGCAUUACGCCCUGAAGGAAAAGCGAAAAAAAUUAAAUUCGCUAAGACUUAUUAUCCUAAGUAAAAUAUUAAUUUUCGUAAGUAUUUAAAUAGAUUUUUAUAAAUAUUACUAAGUAUAAUUACCUGAAAAUAAAUAAAUUUUUUUCUUUAUUGUCUAUAUAUAA
Microplitis mediator is the source of this 1888-nucleotide messenger RNA. It is a transcript of the gene mRpS30, whose product is annotated as 28S ribosomal protein S30, mitochondrial. The coding region runs from base 127 to 1788 and encodes 553 amino acids. Lineage: Eukaryota; Metazoa; Arthropoda; Insecta; Hymenoptera; Braconidae. The record is from RefSeq and is a predicted model, not a curated record. The transcript has 4 exons. Gene Ontology annotation, biological process: translation. Gene Ontology annotation, cellular component: mitochondrion; ribosome; mitochondrial large ribosomal subunit. Gene Ontology annotation, molecular function: structural constituent of ribosome.